Messenger RNA from Sodiomyces alkalinus F11, 1119 nucleotides. RefSeq lists its product as hypothetical. Lineage: Eukaryota; Fungi; Ascomycota; Sordariomycetes; Glomerellales; Plectosphaerellaceae. Bases 1 to 1119 code for a protein of 372 amino acids. The transcript has 2 exons. The record is from RefSeq and is a predicted model, not a curated record.
AUGUCGACGGCACCGACCGCAUACCCCUCGAACAAGAUUCCACAGCAUCCGUGGAAGUUCUUUGGAGCCAUUGCCACUACCCUCGAGCCCGAUCUGCGGAAACUCUGCGAGCUGGUGCGAAAGAGCCGGGGGCGGUUUCUCUCAACCGAUGGGAUCCCCACCCCGCAGCUCAUUCUUGCUGCGCUUCGUACUUGCCAAGGUGCUGCGAAUGCUAUACAUCCCUACCUCGCACAAAUACCGCCCCGGUCACCCAUGACCGCUUCCACCGCCUCGAACCUCCUCUCCCUCGACUUGGACCCCGCGGCAUCGGGGACCGCAAAAACAACAGCAAGCGCAAACGCCCCGGCGCUCGUCAGGGAUGCGAUUGAGUGCGUUUCUACCUCCGCAUACGCCAUUGUGGCACAUCCUCCGGUGUUCAUCACGCCCGAGGUGUUGGAUCUCUACGUGACUAUCCAAGCUAGGCUUGGCAGGCCUGAGACAUUGCCUGACGUAUUGGAGCUCUUUGCAUCCAAGCCCAAGCCGCGAGUCGUCGACGGCGCCAUCAGUUACGAACCUCAGAACCCCAAGCGGGCCGACAGGGCAAUCCAGGCGAGCACGGCCGAAGCGGCUCUGAAUUGUGCCAUCGAGGCGAGGGACCUGGAUGCGGCCCUGGGUGUCAUCGAAGCAUGCUACACUACAGAGGCGUUUGUCCGCCAGAAGCUCUUGAAGAAGGCGUUUCUUCCCGUCAGCGUCUUUGGCGCUGCCCCUUUCGCUGCUUAUGGCCUGGCGGCGACGCUCUCGACGUUUCAAAACACGAUUGAGCCCGCUACGGCCACCAAAUACGCGUUUGCCGGUGUCAUGGCCUAUGUAGGAUUUACCGCGACCAUCGGCAUGGUGGCCGCCAUUACCGCGAACGACCAGAUGAAGCGGGUCACCUGGGCCCCCGGCACUCCACUGCACACCAGGUGGCUCAGGGAAGAAGAGCGAGUAGCCCUGGACGACGUCGCCUGCGCGUGGGGGUUCAAGGAGAAGUGGCGACACGGAGAAGAGGCGGGCCCCGAGUGGGAUGGGCUGCGGGAGUAUCUUGGACUCAAGGGGAUGAUUCUCGACAGGGUUGAGUUUAUGGAAGGUAUGAGUUGA